Molecule: messenger RNA, 552 nt
Organism: Thlaspi arvense
Lineage: Eukaryota; Viridiplantae; Streptophyta; Magnoliopsida; Brassicales; Brassicaceae
Source: the annotation of a GenBank genome assembly
AUGCCAAUGGAUCAAAUCGAGAUCGACUUCACCCCACCAUUCAGGAGGAUCAAGAUGAUAGGAGAGUUAGAGAACGUGGCUAACCUCAACAUACCAAAAGACUUGGCGAAGAAGCUAACAACUUGUUGGAGAAUUCUCGAAGUCACAUGUGUAAACCCAACUUUCAUCAUCAACCAUCCCGAGAUCAUGAGUCCCUGGGCAAAAUGGCAUAGAUCGAGCAGUGGUUUGACUGAGAGAUUCGAGCUGUUCAUCAACCAACAUGAACUCUGCAACGCCUACACGGAGUUGAAUAAUCAUGUGGUUCAGCGCCAGCGUUUUGCUGAUCAGUUCAAGGAUAGACAAUCUGGAGACGAUGAAGCAAUGGCUUUAGAUGAGACCUUCUGUAAUGCUUUAGAAUAUGAAUUGCCUCCUACAAUUGGUUGGGGACUGGGAAUAGACAGACUUGCUAUGCUCUUAACUGAUUCACAGAACAUCAAGGUUAUAUUGUUCCCAACAAUGAGGCCUCAGGACGAGCCAGCAGCCUUGAAAGCUCCUUUGCAAGCAGAGAACUAA